This is a messenger RNA of Trichoderma reesei QM6a, 294 nucleotides long. RefSeq lists its product as uncharacterized. NCBI's taxonomy places the organism in Eukaryota, Fungi, Ascomycota, Sordariomycetes, Hypocreales, Hypocreaceae. The annotation marks the transcript as partial. The record is from RefSeq and is a predicted model, not a curated record. The transcript has a single exon.
ACGGGGCUGCCGGAGGGCGCAAAGAGGACGCAGCAGCUGCUCAAGGAGCAGAGGGAGAGGGAGGCCGCGCAGAGACAAAGCCAGAGCCAGAGCAAGAGCGUGCUCAAGGACGUCUGGAUGGGCGGCGAGGGGGAGGACUGGAAGGAGAAGAGGGCUUCAGAGCAUAAGAAGGCCUUUGAGGAGGGCAAGGGCAUGAGCGAUAUCAUUCUUGAGCAGGUUGCGGAGGUGUUUAGUGGUAACUGGAGGGGGAAGAAGGACGAAAAUUCUGCGGACACUUCGCAGGGGGAGAAGAAG